Messenger RNA from Hevea brasiliensis (rubber tree), 955 nucleotides. Its product is annotated as LEAF RUST 10 DISEASE-RESISTANCE LOCUS RECEPTOR-LIKE PROTEIN KINASE-like 1.2. The record is from RefSeq and is a predicted model, not a curated record. Gene Ontology annotation, molecular function: polysaccharide binding. NCBI's taxonomy places the organism in Eukaryota, Viridiplantae, Streptophyta, Magnoliopsida, Malpighiales, Euphorbiaceae. The coding region runs from base 41 to 955 and encodes 304 amino acids. The transcript is spliced from 2 exons.
UAAACUCUUUCGGUGUAUACAGUAGUAUUAACAUCUCCAAAUGAGCCAACAUUUGUUGUUGAUACCCUUCUCUGCAUUCAUUAAUCCCUUUAUCGUCACUUUCCUUCUCCUCGCCAGAAAGGCCAUAUCUGCAGAUGUAGAUCCUCGGUACUUGAGUUGCAGCAUCCCCCAAACCUGUGGCGAUGGCCAAAUUAUAUCCUUCCCAUUCUAUAUUCAAGACCAACAAGAAUCUUUCUGUGGUUACCCUGGAUUCAAUCUCGUUUGUCAUAAUAGCAGUCCAGUUCUCAGACUACGAGAUGAUAAUUAUAUUAUCCACCAAAUCGACUACAAAAACCAGAUUAUUCGUGUCUCAAACGCAGCGAUUUUCAAUAGAAGCACUGCGUGUAUUCUUGAUCGAUUGACAAACACAUCAAUACCCGAUGACCGGUUCAAUCUAUUAUCAAACCAGACAGAACUCUUUUUGCUCUCUCGUUGCAACUCAACACUGCUAAGAGGUAGUAAUAGUGAAUUUCUAAAGGACAAGGUUAAUUGUUCUGGUGAACCUGAAACUGGUCCAAUUUUUUCAAUGUUUGAUGGCGAUACUCUACUGGGUAGUGCAUCAGAGGUCUGUGAAGAAGCAUUGUUGUUGCCUGUGGAUGCGCAAAGAGGAGAGAAUGAAGGAAUUGAAAGGAUGCUAGAAAGAGGGUUCGUGCUGAAUUGGACAGCAAGUAAUUGCAGCAUAUGCGAAAGUAGCGGAGGCAAAUGUGGGUUUGAUUACGGCACCUACCAUCUUAGUUGUUUCUGCCCAGACCGACCUCAUGCUUGGAGCUGUGCAUCUGCUACUGCAACUGAAGGUGAGUUUUCUUUCCUCAAUGUCCACAUGAUUAGUGUUUCUCUCUCUCUCUCUCUCUCUCUUGCCCUCUUUCUUUCCACGAAAGAACAAGUUGGGAUUGAGGCUAGGAUUGGCAUUGGGUAA